This is a messenger RNA of Sceloporus undulatus (fence lizard), 3562 nucleotides long. RefSeq names its product proline rich transmembrane protein 4 (gene PRRT4). The record is from RefSeq and is a predicted model, not a curated record. The transcript is spliced from 4 exons. NCBI's taxonomy places the organism in Eukaryota, Metazoa, Chordata, Lepidosauria, Squamata, Phrynosomatidae. The coding region runs from base 217 to 2841 and encodes 874 amino acids.
GGAGAGCUAGGGCUGCUGCUGCUGCUCCCGAAGGAAGAAGCCAGGAGGCUGCCCUUUCUUCACUGCAGAAUCCUUUGGCAGACUACAAAUCCCAGGGUCCCCCGGGGCCCAGCCGCAUCGCCUCCUGCUGCAGCCCAGGCUCCAGCCGCCGGAGCCAGCCCCGCUCAGGUGCUUCUUGCAAGUGGCAGCAGCCGGGGGUCCCUGAAGCGGAGGCCAAUGUGGCCCUGGCCGCUCUUCCUGCUCUGCUUGCCCCUCCGUGCCCACCACUCCCUGGCACCCUCUGAAAAUGCAUCCAGCCCUGGACCCCAGAGCCCUGGCGCUUCCAAGGCAGCCCCUCCGGUGACCCCCACCCUUCCUCAGGCCACGUCCAGCGAUGCCCCGGCCCUGUCACUCAACCUGGGGCUCAACUUCAAGAUCAAGGUGCGCAGCCAAGGUAAGGGUCGGCCGGGGGAGGGAAGCGGGGCGGCCAGCGCCAGGCCAGGGCCGCCUCCCACCCGGGCAGCAGCCUCCGGCCACCCCAAGGCACCGUCCGGCCGCUUCUGGCCAGAGGCUCUGGCUGGCUCUGGGUGGCCGGGUCCCGGAGCAGCUGAGGAUCCCCCUUCCUCAGGCCCCGGCGCCUGGCCCUGGGAGGCCUCUCUGGGCUCUGGCCCCACUGCCCGCGCCCCCCUCUCCCUCUGGCCGAGGCUGGUGGACAAGGGUCUGGAUGAGGAGGACAACGAGAACGGCCGGGGCAAAGAGCUGGAGUUCAAGAUUGACAUUGACCUGACAGCUGGACUGGGCAAGGAAGGGGGUCCCAAUGGCAGCAGCAGCAGCAAUGGUGGCACCAGCAGGAGGUACCCGCUACUCCCCAGGCUCAGCGUGGGCAUUUCGGAGAUCGCCAGCAAGCUAGGGGCUCCUGGUUUCUUUGGAGCCACACUGCCCCCCAAGAUGUGGGAACCCCCCGAGUGGAACGGCACCGAGGAGCCCCCCACAACCUCAGGGUCUGAGUCCAGCAGCCUGGCUGCCUCCCUGGGGGACGAAGGGUCUUUUGCAGCCCUCCCCGGCUGCCUGCCUGACCAUCCUGAGGACUGUGGCUCCCCGCUGCCCGAGCCUGGUCCACCCGCGCUCUCCUCACUCCUCCCGCCAGCUGUCCCACUCUUUGUGCCGCUGCAUUCAGACUGGAACUCAGCCCAGGCAGAAUGGGGCCUGGCAUGGGAGGCCCACAUCUAUGGAGCCGGCUCCCUCUUUUCUCUGUUGGCCCUGCUCUCGCUGCUGGGCCUGCUGGCCUUGCCAUGCCGCUGCCCGGCCAGCUGCAAGCUCCUGGCCUUGCUCCACUUGCUCCUGGCCAGCGCUGGUGGGGCCCGGGCCUUCCUCCUCUUUGGUGACGCCUGGGGCCAGCUGGAGCUCUUACCAGACUUUGCUGUGCGGCUGCUGCAUGACCUGGCCCUCCCCUGUCUGACCUCAGCCCUGGCUGUGGCCUUCCUCCUGCUGGCCCUCCGCUCCCAGGCCAAGGGCUCCACACGCGCCGCUGGACUCCGGCACCCGUGCCUGCUGGCCCUCCUGGUGCUGCUCCACUUCUCAGUGGCCACAGGGGCUGCCUUGGCGGCUGACCUGCUGAACCAGCUGCCUUUCCUGCUCCUGGCAUCCCGCGGCCUCUAUGCCCUCCUCUCUGCCAUCCUCUCCUCCUCUUUGCUCGUCUUCUACUGCCUGGCCCGAGUGGACGCCGCCGGUCAAGUCUAUGACCUCAAGGCCACUGCCACCCCCACUUGCCGCUGCCCGUUUGGUGACACCCGGAGGUGGAGACGGGCAGCCCGGGCAGCCCUGCCAGCCGCCUGCUUUGGGCUGCUGAGUGCCGGCCUGCACACCUACGCCCUCCUGCAUGCCCUGGGCUACGGCCUGAGUCCUGAGCUCUUUGGCCCCUGGCCCUGGUGGGCCCUCCAGCUGGCCUGCAGGCUCUGUGAGGCCGGGAUGGGGCUGCCCCUGGCAUGCCUGGGCCUCUGCCCGCUCUUCUGCUCGCCCUCCGAGCCCUGGUGCCGUUGUUGCGGGGGAUUCCUCAGUUUGACUCCAGAGCAUGGCGGGGCUACCACUGCCAAGGCCCAGCUUCUGCCCAACAACUUCCAGUGGGCCCUCUCCCAGCACAGCGAGAAGCUGGUCAUCUGUGACACCAUCGCCCGCAGUGAGUCUGACUACCUCCCGCUGUACGCCAUCCCCGAAGCGGAAGUCUGGUCUGCUACAGAUGGUGCCGUCCUGGAUGCCAAUGACCCCACAGCUGACUUCCGCCCGCCCUCGCCCAUCGACCUCCGGCGCAGCAUCGAUGAGGCCUUGUGCAGCGAGGGGCUCUUCCAAGAGGGGGGUCCCCUCUACACCCCCAGCACUUUCUCCUCCCUCAGCCUGGCCAGGGAGCCCUCGGUGGGGAGCAGCCUCUCUCGGGCGGCCUCCUGCGUGGAGCUGGUCCCUGUCCUAAACCGGGCAACCGAUGAGGGGGAGGCCUCCCUGGAGACCAGCGUCCCCAACACCACCCUCUCCUCCCCAGGGCCCUGGAGGGCUGGCAGUACCCCCACCACCGCCACCAGCAGCGCCACCUGCUCCCCGUGCAAACGCUCCACAGAGGACUCCUCUUUGGCACUCUGCUCCAGCCCUGGACGAAGCAGUGCCUCUGGUGUGCCCACCCUCUCCGAGAGUCCCCCGCGCUCACCUCCACCCCCGGGCCGCCAGUACUGGGUGCUGACGCCCGUCUCCCAGGAGUCCCUGGCCUCUGUGGGGCAGCCGGGGAUGGACACGGUCCUGCUGCAGAAGGAGUUCAUGGACGUGUGCCGGCAGAUCGACACGCUCAGUGUCAGCAGCGAGACCAUCGACUUGUAGCCCCUGCGGCCCCCUGGGUUUCCUCAGGACAGGGGUCCCCUUCCUCCCAACCCCCUUCCAGGCAUGUGCAAUCUUGACUUCCGGAGGGGCAGGAGGUGCUCUCCCAGUCCCAUAGGGCACUGCCUGCCCCUGGGCCUCCAUCACUAGCCCAAUGAAGGGCGCUGUCCUUUUGCAGGGUUGUGGGCUUGUGCUUUUUGGUGGAUUGGUGAGGGGCGUGCCAGCAGAGAAGACCAUAGAACCACAGAGUUGGAAAGGACACCAAAGGCCAUCUAUUCUAAACCGCUGCCAAGCAGGAAGAGGCAGCUUAAGCACUCAAGACCCCCAGGUGCCUGGUCUGCCCUGAAGGAAGGCUGCCCCAGUGGGGCAAUACUAGUGCCAACACACAGAGCCCCACUCUCCCUGCCCUUUCAUUUGCCCUCCCUCCCUCGAGUCCGUUGCUAUGGUCUCUGUUGUGGUAGAAGAAAAGGGGUCAUUCCAUCCUUUCUCCAGAGCCCACCCUGCUGGCACCCCCAUCUCUGACCUUGUCUUCAGCUGGGGUUUACCUUGCAAAAAGAUUCCUCAUUUAGUAGCAAUGAAAGAGACCCUGACUGUGUUCUGUGUUGUUGAAUCCAAAGGAAAGGAAAGUGGUGUGUGGAUCCCCCCAUUCCCCAGGGCUGGGAGGGGGAAGGUGGGAGACAGGACUUUGCACCCUUAAGUUAUCAAUAAAAGGAUUAUAUGGAGA